UCUGGUCGAGGCUGUCUAAAAAGCCACCGUCGCGUUCACGCUAUUGUCAUUCAAGACGAUCCAAAGUCGACACUAAUUUAAAUGCGGACGUUUACUAAUGUCUAUCAAUUUGUGUUACUCUCUUUACUGUGCAUCCUUCAAUAUUACCGAUGCCUUUCCUCGGAUUUCAAAAACGCUGCAGAUCCAACCUCGAUAAUCGGGAAUCGGGAAUGGCAGGCACUACAUCCUCGGCAUCAGAACCUGUUCCGAUUUCCGGAAAGCAUUUUCCAUCCGUACUUUCGCGAGAAACGAUUUAUCAAUCUGGGUGCCGGUAAUUUAAAUAAACAGAAAACCUAUCAAGCUUGCAUCGCGCCGCGCAAUCAGAGCGGUCACUGCAAACAUUUCAGCGGAUGCGUCCUUGAAGAGUUCCGCUCGAACUCUGCGCGAUUUAUGGAUUAUAUGUGCAUAAUUGAACAGACGUACAUCGGUGUGUGUUGUCCGGAUAGCGUCGUGACAGCCCGAUCGGAUAAAACCUUCGACGAUGAUUUAGCCAGCAUGUUACCAGCGAUAGCAAAUCUCGACGACGACAAGGAAGAGUGGGACGAAAGCGAGGACGAAAAUGGGCCAUCUGUCAAGGACGCAAUUUCGCGGAAAAACGCGACUUUGGACGAUAUUAAAGAACCGACGAGAAAAGCACGAAGACCGAGAGGAUGCGGCACGACUACAAAAACGAAGAUUAGAAUCGCGGGUGGUCAGCCGGCUGAUCCUAAAGAAUGGCCAUGGAUGGCGGCUCUUCUUCGGCAAGACGCGAUUCAGUAUUGUGGGGGUGUACUGAUCACCGAUAGGCAUGUUCUUACCGCGGCGCAUUGUGUUUACAGGUACAAACCGCGUGACAUCACGGUGAGACUCGGCGAGUACGAUUUUACCAAAUCCGAGGAAACGCGUGCAUUGGAUUUCAUGGUUUCGGAGAUACGAAUACACAGGGAUUUCAAAUUGAACACUUACGAGAACGACAUCGCCAUUAUUAAGAUCAAUCGACCCACUGCGUUUAAUAGCUACAUCUGGCCCAUUUGCCUCCCGCCCGUUCAACAAUCCUUCGAGAACAAAAACGCCAUCGUCACAGGAUGGGGCACGCAAUAUUACGGAGGACCCGCUAGUACAGUGUUGAUGGAAACCUCAGUGCCGGUAUGGCCUCAGGAAAGAUGCGUUCGCAGCUUCACGCAACGGAUCCCGAAUACUACAUUGUGCGCCGGCGCUUAUGAGGGUGGUCGCGACGCCUGUCAAGGUGACUCGGGCGGCCCGUUGUUGCAUCAACUCGGCAACGGCAGGUGGGUCAACAUCGGAAUAGUAUCCUGGGGAAUCCGUUGCGGUGAACCUGGAUUCCCGGGGAUAUACACCCGCGUGAGCUCUUACCUCGAUUGGAUAUUCGCGAACGCAGUAUUUUGAACGUCACGCGAUAUUGCCGCUCUCUCUCUCUCUCUCUCCCGCUCUUUCUCCCGCUGCUCUCUCGUACCAAAGAUUUUCUAUCUUUUUAUAUCCAAUGAUUAUUUUCAUCGCGUUUUUAUGUAUGACGUGUCCAAUAAAAACUGUCUAAUAAAAUAA
Messenger RNA from Cataglyphis hispanica, 1581 nucleotides. RefSeq names its product proclotting enzyme-like. NCBI's taxonomy places the organism in Eukaryota, Metazoa, Arthropoda, Insecta, Hymenoptera, Formicidae. The transcript is spliced from 8 exons. The record is from RefSeq and is a predicted model, not a curated record. Bases 82 to 1425 code for a protein of 447 amino acids. Gene Ontology annotation, molecular function: serine-type endopeptidase activity. Gene Ontology annotation, biological process: proteolysis.